AUGUACGGCCUUAUCUUCGAAGUCCUUGAAGACUUUGUUGUCGACAUGCAUGGAACGGAAGCUUGGCACAAGAUAAAAGAGAUCGCAGGAUGCAAAACGAAAGACCAGGCUUUUCUUCGAAGAGCCUACUAUGACGAUGAAGAACUGUUUGCACUCGUCGAUGCAGCUGCAUCACUCCUGAAUGUCCCGUCUCCAGAUAUUCUGGAAGCCUACGGUCGGUACUUCCUCGUCAAAAAGCUCAGUAGAAGUGGGUACAGUGAGCUGUUGAAAUGUCAGGGGUCUACCUUGCGCCAAUGGCUUUCCAAUCUCAACGCCAUGCAUGAGUACAUCAAGAGAAGCUUUCCAGGAGAAGGUUUUAUCGCACCUAUAUUCUGGUGUGAAGACUGCGAAGACUUCGAUGGGUCCAUUCUUCUACAUUACUACUCAAUGAGGGGAAAUAGGCUCGUACAGUUGGUUGUGGGGCUUGUGGAGGAACUCGCAAUUCAACAUUUCGAUUUGGAGGUCAAGAUGAAUCAGACUUCCUUACAAGGGCAAGACGGGGCAGCAUUCACGACAUGGCGGGUGUCAGCUGUUGAUGAAUCUAAGCAGUGGAAGCUCUCACCAGGAAACGACGUCGAACAUCAGGUUGAUUUUCAUGACGUUCCAAUUCCUGAGAAAUGUCCUUUCUCGGGGCGAAAGCUCAAAAGGGGGACAAGCGAUGAUUCACAAAAAAAAAUAAGUCAUCAUCAUAACCAUGCGGAGCAGCAACAAGAACAUCGCGAUGAUGGCACGGUAGCAACAGCGAAAUGUCCAUUUCAUAGUGGGACAUCCCAUGACAGAGAUUAUUCUGGAACCGCCGAGACGUCCUCAGUUAACUCAUUUUCAAGAUCUAGCGAAGCUGGUGACGUUGCGAAUUCCUUCAGAUUCGAAUUGCAGCAUCUGACAGAGCUCUUCCCAUUUCACAUCUUGGUCGAUGAAAGUUUCUCGAUUAUCAAUGUCGGC
Cylindrotheca closterium is the source of this 981-nucleotide messenger RNA. Lineage: Eukaryota; Bacillariophyta; Bacillariophyceae; Bacillariales; Bacillariaceae. The record is from the annotation of a GenBank genome assembly.